UGAGCUCAGUUGCAAAACAGAUCCAAUCGUCGACAGGUCAUUGUUUGUCGUUUGGAUAGUUUAUCCAUAAUCAGCAACUCCUAUUUGUUCAACUUGUUAUUUUUGAAUGUAACAUCGUGAGAAAUUCGUCCCAUUACUAUUGUAAAUAUAUAUUCGUUUCGUGUAGUGAUUGAAUCAUAACUUGUGCUAGUGUAGUGAUGAAUUAUAUUGAAAAGUGAAGCCAACGCCCUUUUUAUAGUGAAUACUUCAUCUAAAUAAUUUUAAAAUAAAAUAAUGUGAUUAAAUAAUUUUAAAAAGGGUACUUGUCCCAGUGUGAGGACUUGGGAACCAGACGGAAAUCAUAGCACCGCAGGAUGUUACAGAGCGUUUCAAAAAAUCAGAACUCAGAUUGACUCAAUCAGCUGAGGAAUUGAUACUAAAUGCAAUUGUUGAAAAAAAAGUAUCAAAUCCUAAUUCUGUUUUGAGACGUAGAAUCGCCAGAAAUGAUACUCUGGCAGAGGAACAAUUCAUGAGACUUCAAGAAUUUGUUGCGAGAUUGCCUGAUGAAAUUCGCAGUGAUAUAUCUCCAGUGUUGCCGCCCAUCUAUUGUCACUUGUAUCUGGAUGCAGUGACGAGGGGAGUUCGUAUAGCAAAGCACAACAUUAUUAGAGAGUCUUUGGUCGCUGUGGGGCGGAAGAACCCUUUCCUGCAUCUGAUCGAUGAACUCCCUAAUAUUAAAACAGCCGACGAUAUUGCAUCGAGACCAAAUGUGAAAUUGUUCAGGUCAAAGAAACAUGAAGUGGGAAUGCCCUAUAAAAGUAUAUUAGUCAUGAGGAAUUUCCUUUCGGAAAAGAAGUUCGUUAGCUUACUUACGGUUCUUCAUAAUUGGUUGGAUGUAGAAAUUAUCACAGAAUUCACAAUCCCACCCGAGGAAGUAGAUGAAGAUGGAACCACUUAUGAUGAGUCAUCGUAUCCGAUUGAUGUUGUUCGAGCUCCACGGCCUCCAAGUCCAGCCAUCAAGAAUUAUAUUAGGAAUAUGAUGGGAGUUACUCUGGUGGAAAAGAAAUACAAAGUGCUUACAGAUGCUAUUAGAAUAUUGCGCCAAUCAGAGCCCGUCCCCAAUCCAUAUUUUAUAUACAGAUUGCAGAAUUUUGAAAAUCUGUGUUGUGCCAGCCUCCACACUAAGAAGAAACUUAUGGCUACAGGUGAUCCAGAAAGUGAAGUGAGAUUAUGGAAUCUCUGCGAAUCCAAAUUAGCUCCAAAGCGAUCGUACGCUAUUCCUUUGGGCUGUGAUGUUGAAUCUCUCCUCAGAAUUCGCCAGGAUGAAAGAUGCACUUUAAUGAGAGGUCAUACCGGUUCAGUAAAUGGUGUUAGUUUCAUGAAAAAAACUGAUAUUCUAUUAUCAGUAUCACAUGACUGCACAAUGCGUGCUUGGAACAUAAACGAUUACACUACUGCUGCAGUUUACAGAGGGCACAAUUAUCCAUUAUGGUGUGUAGCAGUCAGCUCGUUGGAUAAGCAUAUUGCUACGGGUUCGCAGGAUCGCACCGCUCGACUUUGGUCUCUUGAUCGUUCACAUUGUCUACGAGUAUUCGCUGGUCACAUCUCUGACGUCAAUUGUGUGGGUUUCCAUCCUAAUAAUUUGUACCUUGCGACGGGAUCAGUUGACAAAACAGUUCGUCUCUGGUCUGUGAGUAAUGGAAAUCUGGUCAGAGUUUUUGUUGGUCAUACUGGCUCAGUACAAAACGUGGCUCUUUCACCUAAUGGAAAAUUUCUAGCCUCUUCAGGUGAUGGAGGUCGAGUGAAGAUAUGGGACAUAGCCGGCGGAGGGGUUAUGACCACUUUGAAGGGCAACAACAGUCGCACCGUUUCGUUGGCUUGGAGUCACUGCGGCACAAUUGUCGGCUCUGCAUCUGAUGAUGCCAUGAUGCAAUUGUGGGAUGUCGAAAAAGCAAUGAUUCUUCCUGACGAUCCGGCGGCAGUGGAGCCAAUAUACACGUUUGAAAGUAAAUGCAGCCAACUUUUAACGAUUCAGUUCUCGUAUCGUAACUCGCCUAUGCUGAUCGGUUAUAACUAUCCAGGAGAAAACGUUCCACCGCCAGUUGAAAAGCCUCCACUUCCAGCGUUUUCUCGUCCCAGGCAACCUCCAACUCAACCCACUCCCGCUCAACUUUAUACUGCCCUUCGAGCUAAUACUCCUGCUCAAGUUUAUGCUGCCCUUCGAGCUGCUCCCGGUCAAAGAACACCUGGUAACAUUCUAAUGCAAAGGUAUACUCUUCUUCAAAGAGCUCCAGUUCCGAGAACUACUUUGGUCUUAGGCAAUACUCCAGUUCUUCCAGUUAGAAGAAAUAUUGUAGGUCCAACUCAUACAUUCCUUCAAAGAAAUCUAGGUCCACAUAAUACUUUCUUUCAAAGAAGUACGCCUGGUCCAAGUUGUGUUUCUCUAGUUCAAAGAAGUAUGACUGGUCCAAGUAGUGUUUCUCCAGCUCAAAUAAAUACGCCUGGUCCAAGUGGCGUUUCUCUAAUUCAAAGAAGUAUGCCUGGUCCAAGUGGUGUUUCUCCAGCUCAAAUAAAUACGCCUGGUCCAAGUGGUGUUUCUCAAGUUCAAAUAAAUACGCCUGGUCCAAGUGGUAUUUCUCCAGUUCAAAUAAAUACGCCUGGUCCAAGUGGUGUUUCUUCAGUUCAAAUAAAUACGCCUGGUCCAAGUGGUGUUUCUUCAGUUCAAAUAAAUACGCCUGGUCCAAGUGGCGUUUCUCAAGUUCAAAUAAAUACGCCUGGUCCAAGUGGCGUUUCUCAAGUUCAAAGAACUGUUACAAUACCAAGUAAUACUCCGCAAAGAAGUACUUCAGUUGGAACUAAUACUCCAAUAAUUCAAAGAAAUAAUCCAAUGGCAAGUAAUACUCCACUUCAAAGAAGUACUUCAGUUGCUACUAAUACUCCUCCACCUCAAAGAAUUAUUCCGGUUGCAACUAAUACCCAAAUUCAAAGAAUUAAUCAGGUUGCAACUAAUACUCAAAUCCAAAGAAAUAAUCCGGUUGCAACUAAUACUCAAAUUCAAAUGAAUAAUUCGGUUGCAAGUAAUACUCAAAUUCAAAGAAAUAAUCCCGCGCCAAAUAAUACUUCGAAGUAAAAAUGAAUAAUGAUUUCUGCAGUAUGUAUCGCCGAUACAGUUAUAACAUUUUUCAUUUGUUGAAUAGUGCAUGACUGUUUGGGUCAUUGUGCAAUCCAAUAGAUUUCAAGUCAAUCAUAAAAUACUGUACUUCAAGAACAUUCAAUCAGCUUACCUUAAAAUUAUAGUACAAAUCAAAAAGGUAUAAUGUUAGAUAUUUGUCGUUCUGUGAAACCUGUGUGAUGGAUAUUCGUGGUAGGCUAUAUAGAUAGCUAUGAUAAGCAACAAUUCUAAUAAGAUUCUUGUUUUAAACAAACUUAUUACAUACGUUUAGAUUGUUUUUUAUCAAUUGAGUAAGGAAUGUGUGAACCAUAUUUUCAUCUGCCUCCAAAAUCUUUGAACUGACAAAACAUUUUGAUAAUUCAGAUAAUUAUUAUUAUAUUUUUGUUGUGUGAAGCCACAAAUUCUGAGCAGUGCUCAAGUGGCAGUCGGAAGGCACUAUUUUAACACAACUUUUAAAAGCUGGUUUUUUUAUUCUAUUAGCCAACACUGUAGAGAGUGAGAUUUUUAAAUAUUAUAUUUAUAUAAUUGAUUAAUUUAUAAUUUGAUUUAUUUAUUUUAUCAAUGACCAUAAUAUUAUAACUUUCAAUUGAAAAAAAUCAAUUUUAUUUCAACUAUUUCAUAUUUGAAGAAUUUGAGUAAACUUAUUCCAUUAAAAGUGAGAACACCACAAUUAAAUAAGUAAAUUGGAAGAUUAGAACAAUAUAUCAUUCAAUUCACAGAUUACUUUACCCACGAAUGCCACAAUAUAUUGAUAUUUCAUUCAGGGAUGACUUUCCUAAUACAACUUGAAAAAACUCAUAAAAUUAUUCUAGUGAAGAAUCAUUUUUCAAUAAUCAACUCCACGACUAAAAAACUCCUUCAAUCAGAUUCAAAGAUCAUGUUACCAAUAAAACUCUACAAAUUAUUAAAAGUUGUGUGUUUUCACAGAUGACUUUCUCAUAAAUUUAAAAUCGUUGAAACCUACAAUACUGUUUUUUCCUUAUAAAACACACAAUCUUACAUAAACUCUAGAAACAACAUUUAAUUUCAUUUUUCCACGCACACUACUUGAUAUAAUAGAACCCACACUAUAGAUAUUAUAGGUUCUUGACAAAAAUUCAUUGUGAAAAGACAGCUGUUAUGUGAUUGUGUAUAACCUGCGUCCCUCAUCUAUUACUUUUUAAAUAACAGAUACUAUUUUAUCAAUUUUUAGAAAACAAUUUUUAUGUCAGGUAUCAAAGCUCAUCAAUGUUAUUCCUAGCCUUUCUAUCACUAGUAAAUUUGAUAGAAAACUGCUAAUUGAAAUUCAUACAUGGAUAAUCUCGAACAAUGUAAUUUCCUCAUAGCUUGAUAUAAAGACUUCUCAUGUUCUUAAUGUAAUUUUCAACUAUUCUUUACAUUCCCUUAUCCCUUCACUCUGCUCUUUCUCUUCCCUUCCUCACUCAUUUUUCUCUCCCCUAUUUCUUAAUAAUAUCCCAUUAUUAUUUUCUUGUACUGUUAAGCAUAGAACACUCGGCCUCUGCGCUCAGGUUCCUCGAACCUUGCAGGGACUUCCCGUUUUUAAUAUACCCUAUUUAAUGUUAUGUUUCUUUUUCAUUUUAUAUAGUAUUUUACGUUUUUUUAUAACCAUUUUUGCCAUUGUAAUUGUUUUUUGGGAAAAAUAAAGAUUUAAAGAAAAUAAAUCAGUUGAUAGAUAGGGCAGUUGCUAAAAUAAUUUACUUGAAGAUGAUAUUUAAAAUAACAAAAUUAUUAGUAAACAUUUAUUGAAAACAUUUAUUUUUAUAACCUGACGAUCACCGGAUCUAGUAGUUAUAAUUUGUAUUCUUAUUGUAUUAUUUUACUAGUUUUAAAGGGUACUAUAAUUCUAUUUUAUAAAUACGAGAAAGUGGCCCUGAAUUCAUACAUUUUAAUAUUGUCAAGUUAUAAUUAUGGGGAACCUUGUCUACAAGUCUACAAAGCGGCUCAACCUAAAAAGUUAAGUGACAAUGAAGUAAAUAGAAAUGGGUGACCGACUUAAUACAGCUGAAAGGAUUAUGAAGAAGCGGCAAAGAAAGACCAAGGAGUAGAAUAUUUUGUGAAAUGAAAAGUAUGGAGUUAUAAUUAUGAGGAACCUUGUCUACAAGUCUACACAGCGGCUCAACCUAAAAAGUUAAGUGACAGUGAAGUAAAUAGAGAUGGGUGACAGAGUUGAUACAGCUGAAAGGAUUAUGAAGAAGCGGCAAAGAAAGACCAAGGAGUAGAAUAUUUUGUGAAAUGGAAAGUAUGGAGCACAAAGCACAGCACUUGGGAACCUGAAGAGAAUAUCCUAGAGGCAAGACCAAUUGAUAUAUUUGAGCAAAGAAGAACAAACAACAAGCUGUAAUUGAGAGAGCAAAAGCAGAGGAAGCUCAGGAUGCGACUGAGACCUUGUAGACAAGAUUCCCCAUAGCUAUAACUUGACAAUCAAUCACAUAACAGCUGUCUUUUCACAAUGCAUUUUUAAAACUAUACCGAAAUGAGCGCAAUACUAUGGCCUGGUUGCACAAAUGCUGGUUAAAUUGUAAUCGUGAUGAUAAAAUGCAACAAUAACCAAUCAGAGAAGCCUAUUUUUCGAAAAAUAGGCUUCUCUGAUUGGUUCUCGUGAAUUAAUCACGAUUAAAAUUUAAAUGGCUUUUGUGCAACAGGGCCAUAGCAUAUUGCGCUCAUUUCGGUAUAGUUUUAAAAAUGCAUUGUGAAAAGACAGCUGUUAUGUGAUUGAUUGUCAAGUUAUAGCUAUGGGGAAUCUUGUCUACAAGGUCUCAGUCGCAUCCUGAGCUUCCUCAGCUUUUGCUCUCUCAAUUGCAGCUUGUUGUUUCUUCUUCUUUGCUCAAAUAUAUCAAUUGGUCUUGCAUCUAGGAUAUUCUCUUCUGGUUCCCAAGUGCUGUGCUUUGUGCUCCAUACUUUCCAUUUCACAAAAUAUUCUACUCCUUGGUCUUCCUUUGCCGCUUCUUCAUAAUCCUUUCAGCUGCAUCAACUCUGUCACCCAUCUCUAUUUACCUCACUGUCACUUCACUUUGUAGGUUGAGCAGCUGUGUAAACUUGUAGACAAGGUUCCCCAUAAAUAACUUGACAAUAUUAAAAUGUAUGAAUUCAGGGCCACUUUCUCGUAUUUAUAAAAUAGAAUUAUAGUACACUUUAAAACUAAUAAAAUAAUAGAACAAGAAUACAAAUUAUAACUACUAGAUCCUAUAACUAUAAUUAUAACUACAAGGGGAACCUUGUCUACAAAAAGUAAUAGAUAAGGGACGCAGGUUAUACACAAUCACAUAACAGCUGUCUUUUCACAUUGCAUUUUCAAAACUAUACCGAAAUGAGCGCAAUAUACUAUGGCCCGGUUGCACAAAUGCCGGUUAAAUUUUAAUCGUGAUGCUAAAAUGCGCCCAUGACUGAUGAAGAGGGUGAUAGGAGGGAUGCAUUGCGUGGUCCCACUAUGUCGCUGCCUGCCCGUGCACUUGCAGUUCGUCGUCGGCCACUUUGUCACCUUCCGACUUGACGCCGCGCGGACCGGAGUCGACGAGCUGACAGCUGCUGUGACGUCGCUUACCUGCGCAGACUGUACCGUGGAAUUGACGGGUGACAGAAUCGGCGACAGUAUAAUUCUAGUCGAACAUGCCGCCGUUCGACUUCCUAGGUGCAGGAGUCAACUUUCUGGUUGCAGGAGUCGGCGAACUUAAUUUGUGAUGUUGUAUUGGAAACAUGAUCUUUGAAUCUAAUUGAAGGCGUUUUUGAGUGGUCGUGUUGAUUAUUGAAGAACGAUUCUUCACUAGUAUAUUAGUGAGUUUUUUUAGGUUUUGUUGAGUUGUAUUGGGAAAUUUCAUCCCUGAAUGAAAUACCAAUUUAAUGUGGUAUUCAAGGAAGUUUGAAUUGGAUUAACAAAAAUAAUUAGUGAAUUGAAUGAAAUAUUGUUCUACUCGUCCAGUUUACUAAUUGUGAUAUUUUUCCAAUAACGUUCACAUUGACAGGUACAGUUUAUGGAAUAAAAAAGCCAGCUGAUGGAGUAUUUUGCUAAAUCUGACUGUUUCGAUGUCUGUGGUUUUGCAUUGAUUGUAUUUUUAAUUGUCGUUUUAAAUUUAUAUCAUUGAUUGAUCCAUAAUUUAAUUUUAAUUUAUUCUAUCAACGACCAUUUUAUAUUUAUAACAACAUUUCAUAUUUUUUCAUAAUUUCUUUCAUCAAAGACAAUUUUAUAUUAAUAAAUUAGACAUUACAACUUAGUAGACAAUGAAUUUUCAAAACUAUAUUGGAAUGCCAUGACUUUUGCAUUAACAGAGGCACAGGUUUUGAAAUGAAAAAGUCAGCUGAUUUAGUAUUUUCUACAGCUGUCAAUGGUGUCCUAACUCCUGAUUGCAUGAUCUUGAAUCAUCAUUAUAAUUCGAUAUAAUAUGUUAUGUGUAAUUCAAUGUAAUGUGUGAGUUUUUUAGCAAUGAUUUUGCUUUAACAUCUUUUUUAUUUUGUUUUAGAACCAGUAGUCAACUUAUGUUUGAGUUCUUCUUAGUGAAAGCCUGUAAAUAUUAUUAAUUUAUUUAUUUGUUAUAUUACAUUACAUUCAUAUAAUAAGUGAAAUUGUUGUGCUUAUUAGCUCAAUUUUAUUUAUAAUUUAUGUAAUUUAUUACUAUGUUUAUUUAUUUAUUAAUGUAGUUCAUUAUUUGUGUAUCAGAUGUGUGAUCCAUGAAUAAUAGAUAACGUGCUAUUGCUCCGAAGAAAUGAAAUUUAUUCCAGGGUUGAAUGUUAUGUUUCAGUUCGUUGUUGUAUAACUUUGUCGUUGUCGUCCUUAUUCAUAUUAUUAAUAAUGAAUUUGUAAUAUAAAUUUGUAGUAUAACUUUGAUCAUCGAUCAAUAUUACUGCUGGCUUUUCUAAAAAAAAACCGUUUUCUAUAUUAUUACUUUAUAACUGUGUAUCUGUGUAUUACUAGUAUGUCAGUGUAUUACUGUUAUUACAAAGUGUAUAUCAGUGUAUUUUAAUAAUUGUACAAAUAAAGUAUAGUCAAGAAUA
Nilaparvata lugens (brown planthopper) is the source of this 8137-nucleotide messenger RNA. RefSeq names its product TAF5-like RNA polymerase II p300/CBP-associated factor-associated factor 65 kDa subunit 5L. Lineage: Eukaryota; Metazoa; Arthropoda; Insecta; Hemiptera; Delphacidae. The transcript is spliced from 12 exons. The coding region runs from base 509 to 3109 and encodes 866 amino acids. The record is from RefSeq and is a predicted model, not a curated record. Gene Ontology annotation, molecular function: protein binding; RNA polymerase II general transcription initiation factor activity.